AAAACGUUGAAUGUCUGACUCUUUGUAGCUUGAAGCUAACAUCCAACGCGUCGCACCACAGCCGCCGUCACCGUGUAGCGGCACGCGACAGGAUGUUGUGGUGUGACGGCAUCAAACAGCGACUCGUGAGACGUCGGGACACAACCUGGACAUGGACUUCACAGAGUGCUACGGAGACUCGGUCUCCAGUGUGGCUGCUGCAGCUCGCUGCGGCUGCAGGCAGCGGGUGAGGAGGCUGAUAAAGAGGGGCUUCAGUGUGGACUGUCGGGACAACCGAGGCUGGAGGGCCCUGCAUGAGGCUGCAGCCGCCGGCAGUGAGGACUGUGUGCGGGAAAUACUGUCUGCUGCCGGCGCAGGCUCCUCCAGUGGCUGCCGUGCCUAUGUGAACUCUUUGACACACGAGGGGGAAUCUGCAUGUUACCUGGCAGCCAGGCACGGACACCUGGCAGUGGUCCGACUCCUCCUGAAAGCACACGCCAACAUCAACCAGCUGACAAACGACUUAUCCUGUCCUCUGUAUGCAGCUGUGGACGGUGGAUACAAGGAGGUUGUAGAACUGUUGGUCAGUAAAGGUGCAGAGGUCAACAGGACACACACCGCGUCCUGCUGGACCUGCCUACAUCAAGCUGUUUAUAAGGGUCACAGUGAAAUUGUGCGCAUACUGGUCAAUGUGUGCAACUUGGAAGCACUAGAUGACCAUAAGAUCUCCCCUCUCUUUGUGGCUGCACAGUAUGGACAGCAGGAAUGCCUGGAAAUCCUUGUCAAUGCUGGUGCCAAUGUGAGCACCCAAGCAGCUGAUCUGGCCACGCCGCUGCUGAUUGCCUCUCAGGAGGGCCACCAGGCAUGUGUGGAUUUCCUGUUGGACCACGGGGCAGAUCCCAACAUAGCCUGCAGUCACGACUGGCCCCAGCUUCCCAUUCAUGCUGCUGCUGAGUUUGGCCACAUCGGUGUCCUCAGGAGGCUGAUAGCUGUCACAGAUCGUGUGUGUGACCGUGGUGAUGGCAUGGUGAGUCCAUUGUACGUGGCCGUCCACAGGCAUCAGAGCAAGAGCGUGGAGGUGCUCUUGAGGGAAGGUUACAGCCCAGACGCCCAGGAUUGCACGCACAUCCUGGGCCUCUGUUCACCACUCUCCUUCGCCUUGUGUAGCACAUCCAACAAACCAUACAGUGAAUCAGUGAGGUUGCUGAUAGCUGCAGGAGCUAGUUUGAACGAGGAGGACUGGAUUUAUGCCUUGGCCACCGACAAAACUGACCUGCUGCAACUAAUACUGGAGCACAGAUGGAUCCCUCGACCGGAGACUUUGACCAGGAACUGUUCUGUACCACAUCAUCAUGGGAAAACUGUGUUAAAGCUGCAGGAAAUGAGGGGGCUGCUCUGUGUGGCACUAAACCAAGUACAUUUUGCUGCGUGCUGGCUUCCUCUGCUUCUGAAAGCAGGACUGGAACCUUCUCUGCUGCUUCAGCCUCAUAUGUUUGAACAGGCAGACAGCGAGGUGUUGAAUUACCUGCUAGAGUUUGUAAACUGGUCGACUCUGUCGCUCCCUUUGAAACAUAUCCUGGAUCGAAGACGAGCAGAGAAGACGUGGGAACCAUGUCCAUAUUUUGAAUCCAUUACCUGUCUUUCCCACAUCUGUCGGCUGCGGGUUAGGUCAGUGUUGGGACCAGAUGUACUGAUGAGGACCAACGUGAUCCAGCAGCUCCCUGUGCCCUCCCCACUUCAUGGCUUCCUCCAGUUCAGAAACAUCCCGGAAGCUUCCUACAAACACUCACCGCCAUCAGCACUUUCAGAUCGAAUACAGGAACACAGCAGUACACACCAACACAGACAUGUUCUGUAACCCCAUGCAGUUGUCCCCUUCAUGCUGCUGUGAGGUUGUUGAAAUCAUCUUAUUUCAUAUAUGUGUUCAGCUUGUUACAGCUCCUUGUGGAAGCUAUAUGAUGCUACAUGAGUGUAAAAUUCAACUACACGUGUUUAUGGCUGCACUAUUUCCAUCAAAUGGAAAAAAAACCAACAUAUUUGAUGUAUUUGGAGACAUUGAGUCUGUGGGUCUGACUACACAUGUGGGUCAGGAAGAUGAUACUUCCAUAUGUUACUUUUAAAUAAAUAUUUCCUACAUUUGCAUAUUGUAUGUGUGUGUGUGUAUAUAUAUAUAUAUAUAUAUAUAUAUAUAUAUUUAUAUACUGUUUGUAUUCAUGUUUCUCUGUGCCAGUAGAUUCUUUGAUUAAAUUAAAUGAGUCAAAUAUCAAUAAAUCCCCAAAACAAGUAAUAUUUUUGGUUGAGUUUACACAUCGAUAUUGUGUUUGUGCUGUAAAUAAAAGAAUCGAUAUUGUGUUUGUGCUGUAAAUAAAAGAAUCGAUAUUGUGUUUGUGCUGUAAAUAAAAGAAUCGAUAUUGUGUUUGUGCUGUAAAUAAAAGAAUCAGCUGUUA
Molecule: messenger RNA, 2426 nt
Organism: Dicentrarchus labrax (European seabass)
Lineage: Eukaryota; Metazoa; Chordata; Actinopteri; Moronidae
Gene: asb3
Product: ankyrin repeat and SOCS box containing 3
Exons: 10
Coding region: 152-1837 (561 amino acids)
Biological process (GO): intracellular signal transduction; positive regulation of transcription by RNA polymerase II
Cellular component (GO): nucleus
Molecular function (GO): transcription cis-regulatory region binding; protein binding
Source: RefSeq, a predicted model, not a curated record